Molecule: messenger RNA, 2021 nt
Organism: Cuscuta campestris
Lineage: Eukaryota; Viridiplantae; Streptophyta; Magnoliopsida; Solanales; Convolvulaceae
Source: the annotation of a GenBank genome assembly
CUGAUGCAAGAGAUGAAAUGUAUACUGGACGAAGGAAAGAAGACAUCAUGGCCAAGGGCAUUGAGAUGGUCAGCGGACGGGAGGACCACCAAAGAGUUGUUGGAGAAGAAAAUAUUCAAAAAUGAAAAGAUAAAACUUAAAAAAACAAAAGAGAUGAGUGGGUUUGAGUGGACAGAGAUGGUAAAAUCUGAUGAAGAAAAAGUCAUACUCAAAAAAGCCAGGAACCGCCUAUCUCAAAAAAGUCAUUCUCUUGUGAGUGAACAUGGGGAUGCUUUACAUGCUACAGCAAAUGCCAGAAAGAGGAAAAGCCCCGAGCAAUGCAUCCAAAAAGGGAAAAGCCCCGAGAAGACAAAAAUGAAUCCAAAAAAGACAUAAAAAACACACAGUCCUCAAAUCAUUUUGGAGAAGCUGAUUGGAUGAAUGGGUUGUUGACUGAGGCAAACACUAAUCCCAAUUGCCAGGUUUGACACAUAAAUUUUUAGCAAUUAACAUCCUGACAAUGACCAUAUUUAAUUGUUCAUCUUGAUGACACAAGAAACUAUGCACGUGGUUGAAGCUGAUUUGGGAACAUUACAUAAAAUUAGUGACCAGAAAGGCAUUGACAAUAAAGUCAUUGACCAGCAGGUGAUGGAAGAUGGUUUGGAGGAAGGCCAGAAAAUGGAGAGUGUCAUUGAUAGUGUGGAAACAACAUCACAAGCUGCUCGGGCAGUAGAGGAUUUGGAUCCAACCAUUUGGGACAUUAGUCCUUACUCUGAACAACCAAAGGUCGCAGAGGGUAUCCUCAAUUAUUUGUUUCCCACUGAACAACCACAUCUCCUAAAUGAUGUUCCCACUGAACAACCACAAGUCCUCACUGAUAUUCCCACUGAACCAUCACAAAUCGUCAAUGAUAUUCCCAAUGAACCACCACAAAUGCCCAAUGUUGUUCCCAUUGAACCACGCCAAGUCCUCACUGAUAUUCCCACUAAACAACCACAAAUCCUCAAUGAUAUUCCCACUGAACCACAACAAGUCCUCAAUGAUGAUCCCAGUGAUGAUGCUGAGGAACAACACACUAAGGAUAUUGCCAUUGACCAACCAAAAGACACUGCAAGGCAGAAGAGGGUUGUGAAAUGCCCAGAUAAGUUUACUCAUUCUAACAAAAAAUUAAAGACAAGAAAGGCAAAGAGCAGACAAGGACCACAGACAUCUAAACAGAAAACCACAGAUGGUGGUGAUGACAGUUCGCAACCCAACAAUGUGGAGGACGAAGCUGGCAUGGCAGAAAGUUAUCCCAAAGGGCCAAAAUUAGCAUUAACUGCUGAGAAUGUGUUGUUUUUAGCACAAGGUCUCCUAAGCAAGAAGAAAAAAGCAAAUGACACAAAGUACACAAGCCAGGAAAAUACUUUAAACCCAAAAGAAUUUUGGUCACUGUGGGGGCAUGACGAGACAAUGACAAAAACGUGGUACCAUGGAUUCUUCUACCCUCAUGAAUGGAUGGAUGAUGUGCAUGUAACUGUGGCCUUGAAAUACUUGGUCAUGAAAGCACAAGAAUAUGGCUUGACCCAGCCAUUUGCAGUAACAGACAGCCUAUUUGUCAGUCUCUUGAAGAAAGAAUAUGACAACUACUUGGGAAAAAGGAAAACCAUUGCUGAAGCAGCAUUGAACACUUCAAUACUGAAACCAAUCCUAGGGGCUGUGCCAGAAUUGGGAGGACGCUAGGCAGAAUGUGAUUACGUGUACAUGCCAAUCAACACUCGAAACCAUUGGAUACUGGCUGUGCUUGACAUAUCAAAGAAAUGCAUCAGGCUGUAUGAUUCUAACCAAAAGGGGAAGACCAGUCGCCACACAAAAACAUGCCUUCCAUGUCUACAUAUCUUACUACCAAAGGUGAUGGACAAACUGGAAGUGUACAAGGAGCGGAAAAUGUCUGAGAUGGGAGAUGAUGUGCUAGGCAUUGUAAACGUAAAUGAUUGUAAUAACAUGUAAUAUAAUUAAACCACCAUAAUGUCCAAUGUACGUAAUAAUAUGCAGGGUGAGCU